Silurus meridionalis is the source of this 3798-nucleotide messenger RNA. Its product is annotated as AP-2 complex subunit alpha-2. Bases 159 to 2990 code for a protein of 943 amino acids. Gene Ontology annotation, cellular component: AP-2 adaptor complex; membrane coat. Lineage: Eukaryota; Metazoa; Chordata; Actinopteri; Siluriformes; Siluridae. The record is from RefSeq and is a predicted model, not a curated record. Gene Ontology annotation, biological process: clathrin-dependent endocytosis; intracellular protein transport. Gene Ontology annotation, molecular function: clathrin-cargo adaptor activity. The transcript has 22 exons.
AGGAAAAAAAAAAAAAGAUCUUGCGGCGUGACACCGGAAAUGUAGUAGAAGAAGAACGUCCGCAGCACACAAGCUAAUCUACCCUAGCCUAACUGUCCAGUCCUUGUUCAGGGGGAAAUAACGGCCUCGGAGGCAAAUAAAAUAAGAAGGGAAGAAAGAUGCCGGCGGUUUCUAAAGGAGACGGGAUGCGCGGCCUCGCCGUUUUCAUCUCGGACAUCCGGAACUGUAAAAGUAAGGAGGCAGAGAUUAAAAGAAUAAACAAAGAGUUGGCUAACAUCCGCUCCAAAUUUAAAGGAGAUAAAGCUCUGGAUGGCUACAGUAAGAAGAAAUACGUGUGUAAGCUGCUGUUUAUUUUCCUAUUGGGCCAUGACAUCGACUUCGGCCACAUGGAGGCGGUGAACCUUCUCAGCUCCAACAAAUACACGGAGAAACAGAUUGGCUACCUGUUUAUCUCAGUGCUGGUAAACAGCAACAGUGAUCUCAUCCGCCUCAUCAACAACGCCAUCAAGAAUGACCUGAGCAGCAGGAACCCCACCUUCAUGAACCUGGCACUGCAUUGCAUCGCCAACGUGGGCAGCAGAGAGAUGGCUGAGGCGUUCGCUUCCGAGGUGCCGCGCAUCCUGGUGGCAGGAGACACAAUGGACAGUGUGAAGCAGAGUGCAGCUCUGUGUUUGUUACGACUCAACCGGACGUCUCCCGAUCUGAUCCCCAUGGGCGAGUGGACGUCCCGUGUGGUGCAUCUUCUCAAUGAUCAGCACCUGGGAGUUGUGACGGCAGCGACAAGUCUCAUAAUAACUCUGGCUCAGAAGAACCCAGACGACUUUAAGACGGCCGUGUCUCUGGCUGUGGCGAGACUCAGCAGGAUCGUCACCUCAGCCUCCACAGACCUGCAGGACUACACGUAUUAUUUUGUAGCAGCGCCGUGGCUGUCAGUCAAACUGCUCCGCCUACUGCAGUGUUAUCCACCACCAGAGGAUGCAGCGAUUCGCGGACGCCUAACCGAGUGCCUGGAGACCGUUCUGAACAAAGCCCAGGAACCUCCCAAAUCCAAGAAAGUGCAGCACUCCAACGCCAAGAAUGCAGUGCUGUUCGAGGCCAUCAGUCUCAUCAUCCAUCACGACAGUGAGCCGACCCUGCUGGUGCGCGCCUGUAAUCAGUUGGGCCAGUUCCUUCAGCACAGAGAGACAAACCUGCGCUAUCUGGCACUGGAGAGCAUGUGCACUCUGGCGAGUUCAGAGUUUUCCCACGAGGCUGUCAAAACCCACAUUGACACUGUAAUCAAUGCACUAAAGACUGAGCGUGAUGUGAGUGUAAGGCAGCGUGCGGUGGAUCUCCUCUAUGCCAUGUGCGACCGCAGCAACGCCAAACAAAUUGUCGCGGAGAUGCUCAGCUACCUGGAGACCGCCGAUUACUCGAUCAGAGAAGAGAUUGUGUUGAAAGUGGCCAUCCUGGCUGAAAAGUAUGCAGUGGAUUACACGUGGUACGUAGACACCAUCCUGAACCUGAUCCGCAUUGCCGGGGAUUACGUGAGUGAGGAAGUGUGGUACCGAGUCAUUCAAAUCGUCAUUAACCGAGACGACGUGCAGGGAUAUGCCGCAAAAACCGUGUUUGAGGCCCUGCAAGCUCCAGCCUGCCAUGAAAACCUGGUGAAAGUCGGCGGAUAUAUUCUGGGCGAGUUUGGAAAUCUUAUUGCCGGAGACCCGCGCUCCAGUCCACUGAUUCAGUUUAACCUUCUCCACUCGAAGUUCCACUUGUGUUCGGUUCCCACCCGGGCUCUGCUCCUUUCAGCUUAUGUCAAGUUCAUUAACCUUUUCCCUGAGGUGAAGGGCACCAUACAAGAGGUGCUGCGGUCAGACAGUCAGCUGCGUAAUGCCGAUGUGGAGCUGCAGCAGCGUGCUGUCGAAUACCUGCGCCUGAGCUGCAUCGCUAGCACUGAUAUACUGGCCACAGUGUUGGAAGAGAUGCCGCCUUUCCCCGAAAGAGAAUCCUCCAUCUUGGCCAAGCUGAAGAAGAAGAAGGGAUCAGGAACUGUUUCUGAGACAGAUGACAGUCGAAAGGAGCGCAAUGCUAACGUGAACGGGAACAGCGAUCACACCACGGCCAGCACAAAUGCAAAGGUGAACUCCUCUCCUCCUUCUGACCUUCUAAAUUUGGGAAACAGCACCACUCUGAACUCUGCCAGUCCUCCGGUGGCCUCCAGCACGGGCAGCCUGCUGGUGGAUGUGUUCUCCGAAAUCCAGCCUGCUGCUAGUUUUAGUUCCCCUACAACGAUCAUCGAAGAAAACCUGUCACGGUUUGUGUGUAAGAAUAACGGGGUCCUGUACGAGAAUCAGCUGCUGCAGAUUGGCCUGAAGUCUGAAUUCAGACAGAACCUGGGCCGCAUGUACGUGUUUUAUGGAAACAAAACUUCAACGCAGUUUGUGAAUUUCUCCUCCUCUGUGGUGUGCCAUGGUGCCCUCAGUAAUAAGCUGAAUGUUCACACAAAAGCCUCCGAUCCUGUAAUAGAUGGAGGAGCUCAGCUCCAGCAGAUCCUUAACAUCGAGUGCUUAUCCGACUUUGUAGAAGCUCCAGUGCUCAAUAUAAAUUUCAGGUAUGGAGGCAGCAUGCAGAACAUCUCAGUUCGUCUUCCCAUCACUCUCAACAAGUUCUUCCAACCCACGGAAAUGCCGUCUCAAGAGUUCUUUCAGCGCUGGAAGCAGCUCAGCAUUCCUCAGCAGGAGGUGCAAAAGAUCUUCAAGGCAAAGCAUUCCAUGGACACGGAGAUCACUAAGGCUAAGAUCAUCGGCUUCGGAACAGCGCUGCUUGAAGGAGUAGACCCGAAUCCUUCUAAUUAUGUUGGAGCCGGUGUCAUACACACAAAGACGAUACAAGUCGGCUGUCUGCUGAGAUUAGAACCCAACACGCAAGCAGAGAUGUACCGGCUGACGCUGAGGACUAGCCGGGACACCGUGUCUCAGAGGCUGUGCGAGCUGCUUUCAGAACAGUUCUAAUGCAGCUGUAUCCCAUCAGGCCUUGCUAGGCGAUGAGGACAGUCCUUCGUUUCCUCUUUGCGAGCGUGUGCACACUCCUGCUCUUCCCUGACACACUCCUCCUGGUGGUCUGAUGUAGCUGAUUUCUCAUCUCUCUUUCUCUCUACACAUCAACAUUAAUCCUGUGUACAGUGUAAAUGUCCCAAUGAAACUUUUAUUUUUUACUCCCAUAUAUAAGUGACCUUUUCUCCCCAACAUUUAGCUCGACUAAACCAUGUCUGCCUAAAUCAGGCCUUCAGAUAUAUUUGAGGCUUUUUAAAAACAUUAGUUUUGUUUUGUUUUAUUUCUACCAUUUUGUUACAUACCAAAUGCAGACAGAAACAAAUGUGUAUUAAAAGGGAAUAACACAGCUGGACAGAACUCCAUCCUGCCUUAUGUGAAUCACUGAAUUGAAUCCAGUCGCUGAAACAAGUGCCUUGGACUAGAACAGAUGGAACUCCAGAGUCCUGUGGAGAGUUCUGGAGAGGAGAGAUAUUUCAGUAUUUUGUUGAUCUCAUGUGUGGAAUUCUCAGGGGACGACAGUUUUAUUCUUCUUCUGAAGCCUCAACGGCAGAUCCAUAAGCAUAAAUCAGUAACAAGUGCUUUGAAAAUGAUGUAUUAAAAGUGCUUCGAAAAAACCCCCCCAAGAAACACGGUUUGGCCACUGCCAGUUCUCCAUGUGCCUUCAACUUGUGUGUCCUUUCCGUCCGUUGCUGUCUGACCGUGCGUCUGUUGUCUGCAUCUGAGCGCAUGCUCUACUCCCAAAUUAAACUACAAUGUGACACUCGUA